AACCUAUAAAUGCUUCCACUAAUCUCACCAUCAAUUUCACAAAAUCCAAAGCUCUUAAUUAGUAGUUGAAAAAUGGAGGCGAGGAAGCUCUACUUUCCGGCGGCUCUCCUCCUCCUCCUUUUCGUCUGGGGCGGCGCCGCCCAAGGCAACAGCAACAAGCAGAAGAAGCCUCCUUACGACGCGGCGACGACCAACUACGAAAUGCUGUCAGCGCUGCCGAAGAGCGGGCAGGAGCGAGCCUUCUGCCAUGCAAGAGGGAAGUGCCACUACAAGACGCUCACCUGCCCGCCCGAGUGCCCCGAGAGGAAGCCCAAGAAGAACAAGAAGCACAAGGGCUGCUUCGUCGACUGCAGCAGCAAAUGCGAGAUCACCUGCAAAUGGAGGAGGCCUAAGUGCAACGGCUACGGCGCCCUCUGCUACGACCCGCGCUUCGUCGGAGGCGACGGCGUCAUGUUCUACUUCCACGGAUCCAAGGGCAGCGACUUCGCUAUCGUCUCCGAUCACAAUCUCCACAUCAACGCGCACCUCAUCGGCGCCAGGCCGCCGGGGAGGACCCGCGACUACACCUGGGUGCAGGCCCUCGCCCUCAUGUUCGACACCCACACGCUCCUCAUCGCCGCCAGGAAGGUCGCCCGUUGGGACGACCGGGCCGACGCGCUGGCCGUCAAGUGGGACGGCCAGUCCGUGGCUGUCCCCACCGAGGGGGAGGUGGAGUGGAGGAGCAGCGGCGCGGGGAGGGAGGUCGUGGUGGAGAGGACGGAUGAUGUCAACACGGUGAGGGUCACGGUGGCCGGGCUGGUGGAGAUCGACGUUAGGGUUACCCCCAUCGGAGCGGAGGAAAAUAGGGUUCAUAACUAUCAGCUGCCUAGCGAUGAUGCGUUCGCGCAUCUUGAGUCGCAGUUUAGGUUUGCGAAUUUGUCUGAUGGAGUGGAGGGCAUUCUUGGAAUUACGUACCGGCCGGGGUAUGUCAGCCCGGCCAAAAGGGGGGUGCCGAUGCCCGUCCUCGGAGGCGAGGAUAAGUACUAUACACCGUCGUUGUACUCGCCUUCCUGCAAAGUCUGUAUUUUCUCCAGACCUUCUUCUUCUUCUUCUUCAGUUGAACUUGUUGAUGUAGCAUGAUUUCUUGUUGCAUAUAAAAAAAUUGUGUGAAUUUUUGUAUGUUUGCUUGCUUCUGAUUGUUGUGUAACCAUAGUUGUGUUUGUUUUUAAGUUUGAUGUACAAUAAUUGUUGCCUAAACAGCAACUUAUUCUUGUUUAAUUAUGUAUAUAUAUACAUGGCCCCAAUUGUACUCCUAUUUACAUGGGAUGAAUAAAGUUAAUUAUAAUGU
Salvia miltiorrhiza (redroot sage) is the source of this 1327-nucleotide messenger RNA. RefSeq lists its product as uncharacterized. The transcript is spliced from 2 exons. Lineage: Eukaryota; Viridiplantae; Streptophyta; Magnoliopsida; Lamiales; Lamiaceae. The record is from RefSeq and is a predicted model, not a curated record. Bases 73 to 1119 code for a protein of 348 amino acids.